This is a messenger RNA of Rhinichthys klamathensis goyatoka, 2402 nucleotides long. RefSeq lists its product as uncharacterized. The transcript has 14 exons. Bases 256 to 1944 code for a protein of 562 amino acids. Gene Ontology annotation, biological process: positive regulation of hippo signaling. Lineage: Eukaryota; Metazoa; Chordata; Actinopteri; Cypriniformes; Leuciscidae. Gene Ontology annotation, cellular component: cytoskeleton; cytoplasmic side of apical plasma membrane. The record is from RefSeq and is a predicted model, not a curated record.
CCUCGCAGUGGUAAUUUGGUUUAGUCUGAUCUACUGCUCCGAUUCUCUCAUCAUCAGUCAGUCAGUCAGUGAGCGCGCGCGCGUGUUUAUGCGAGUUGUACUAUAACAGCAUCAGCCCUCAAAACAAACAAACACUCGGGAUUUUUAUAGGAGAUAUUCAAAAUGAAGGAGCCAAUACCUGUGAGAGCAAAGCAUCUUGAAUAAAAAGAGGCAAGUGUGCGUGUGUGUGUGCAUGCAUGUGUGUACGUGGAUGAGAUGUCUGUCCCUGCCAAACAAGAGAGGACAGUGUGCGUCCUUCUUCCCACCAAGGAGACAUUGGACAUCACAGUGGGGCUGAAAGCAACAGGUCAAGAAUUGUUUCAACGUGUCUGCGAGCUUCUCGGGGUUAAAGAGCUGCACUACUUUGGAUUGACUUUAGUUAAAAACAAUGAGCACAUCUUUCUGGACUUGGAAGAGAAACUUGCCAAGUAUUUCCCCAAGGAGUGGAAACAGGACUCAGGGAAGGGGUCGCUGAGGAGGUCAAUCCCUCCCCUGCUCUGUCUGAAGGUCCAGUACUAUGUGGAGAAUGGCAGACUCAUCUGUGAGCGUAAAGCGAGAAAACUGUACUACUAUGACCUGCGGGAACGUGUCCUGCGCUCAGAAUGCAGACAGCAGGAGGAAGUGUAUUUCCAGCUGGCAGGAUACGCCUUACAGGCCGAACGCUCUGACCACCUCAGUCACGGACACCCUAUGUAUUUCCAGCCCAAAGAGUACUUUCCACCCUGGAUAAUUGCGAAGCGUGGCAUUGACUACCUGCUGUGUCACGGGCCCAAGGUUCAUAAAGAGCUGUGGGGGAUGUCCUCUCGUGACGCUAUCCUGCACUUUAUCAGAGAAUCCUGCCGUCUGGAGGAUGUCCCAGUCACCUUUUAUCGCCUACAGAAGGACAAGAAAGAAGAGAAAGGCUCAGCACUCCUUGGACUGACUCUCCGAGGAAUGCAAGUGUAUCAGGAGGUGAACAAUGUGCGUGAUCUGCUGUAUGAUUUCCCCUGGUUUCACGUGGGAAGACUCACCUUUCUGGGGAAGAAGUUUGAGAUCCAGCCGGAUGGUUUGCCCUCGGCGAGGAAGCUGGUGUACUACACGGGUUCAGCUUUUCGUUCUCGACAUCUGUUGCUGCAUCUGAGUUCCUGUCACCGAUUGUAUCUCAGCUUGCAACCUGCGCUCAAACACCUGCGCCAGCUAGAGGAGACAGAGGAGAAGAAGAGGUAUCGUGAAUCGUACAUCAGUGAUGAGCUAGACCUGGAUCAGCCGUGCAGCGAGGGCAGUCCCCGUCUGUCUCGACACUCCACCAGCAGCUCUGGCAUUGAGGCGGACACCAGGCAACGCAGCGUCUCCGUAGAGAUGGUUUCCAUGGAGGAGAAGGAGAAGUCUUUCAUCUCUGCCGUCAGUCACGGCUCCUCUGGGAUCGACACAAGCAGUAAAGCUCGGACUGAUGAAGAUGAGUGGCAGGAGGAAGAUUUGCAGGAGAUGGUGAAGGAGCCCGGGGAGGUUUCUGUGGACGGCCCUGUGGAUAUCUUGCGACUGGCUGAGCUACUGGAGGGCGUGUCUGUCAACUGUCCUACCAUCCAAUCAGAAAAAGAGUUUAAAGGUCUGCAAAUGAGUUCAGUUACAGGCGACGUCCAAAUGGACCUUUGUGACCCAGAUGGCAUGAAACAGGUUUCGAAUCAGAAGACUCGUAACCCGGCCGACCGCUACAGUCUGAGCCUGGACGAUGUGCGACUGUAUACCCCUCUUCUCCCGCUGGGAACGGCAUCAGUUCCAGACACCUCCGUCAGCUACACGUUUGGGCUCCCACACACCACGACCAGCCCAUGUCCAGAAAAAACUACUUUCUGUGUCCAGCGCUCCACGAACUGCCUAUCUCUGGACCUGCUGGACGAUAACCAGCUGCUGGAGCUUCUUCUAUAAGACACUGAGAAGACUGCCGCUUUCUGUUGUCUCCCUGUUCAUGCCAUUAAACCGGACUGCAAAAUGAAAGCAAAACAGAAGCAUUAACAGGACACAUUUUCAACAGGACUUUUCAUUAAAACAACCUUACACUUAAAUGUGUUUUCUAUGCUGUUCAACAGCAGGACAAUAUGAACAAUCGUGGGUUGUUUUACAAAUUAUACAUGCAGAACGUUUUGUUGAACUUUGUACAGAAUUUGUUCAUGGAUAAUCUUACAACGAGCAAGGCAUUACGGCACUAACACUGUGUCCUAUAAAGGUGUGAUGCAAAAACAACUAAUGAUAAAAAAUAUAUUUCUUCCAUGUAAAUUCUAAAUGGUCGUAACCACAAUGAGCAAAAAGAAGCCCCUCCCAUUGUGAACUUUCAUUGAUCCAAAUUUUGUUGUCCAUGACUGUGUACUAAACAUCAUCGUGGACAC